This is a messenger RNA of Entrophospora sp. SA101, 567 nucleotides long. The record is from the annotation of a GenBank genome assembly. Lineage: Eukaryota; Fungi; Glomeromycota; Glomeromycetes; Entrophosporales; Entrophosporaceae.
AUGCAAGACACCCAAGGACAAGUAUACACUGAGGUCGCUGCUGACAUCAUCCAAUCAGUGGUUGAUGGGUACAAUUGUUGCAUUUUUGCUUAUGGUCAAACAGGUGCAGGGAAAACUUACACAAUGCAAGGUUCUGAUGAUACUCCAGAAAGUGAAGGUAUGAUCACAAGAGCAUUCAAACACAUCUUUGAUCUUGUCAACGAAUUGGAGUUUCAGGGGUGGAAUUAUACAAUUGAAGGUCAAUUCAUCGAAAUAUAUAAUGAUCGAAUCUAUGAUUUGCUUAUCUCACAUGGAGAAGUAAAAGAUGUGAAGAUAACACAUAACAUUGGAGAAGGUUCAACAAGGAUCACUAAUGUGAAAACAGUAAACCUUGAAUCACCAGAUUAUGUUAAUCAAGUGCUUAGAUCCGCAACAAAGAACCGAACUGUUGCUUCUACAAAAAUGAACAAUAAUUCCUCAAGGAGUCACAGCAUAUUUAUGAUUCAUAUCAAAGGCUCUAAUUCUGUUACAAAUGAGAAACGAUCAGGUUCCUUGAACCUUAUUGACCUGGCAGUCUCAGCAGUCUAA